Messenger RNA from Perkinsus marinus ATCC 50983, 498 nucleotides. RefSeq lists its product as hypothetical. The record is from RefSeq and is a predicted model, not a curated record. The coding region runs from base 1 to 498 and encodes 165 amino acids. Lineage: Eukaryota; Perkinsozoa; Perkinsida; Perkinsidae. The transcript has a single exon.
AUGGCCUCCAAGACUUCUCUCGUGAUCGGACUCUUCUGUCUCCCUGCUGCUGUUUGUCGUCUCAUUGAGCUUGGUAUGAUUGGGGUCACACUGAAGCCCUACGACGGUGAAUACACUGCUAGAUAUGGACAACCCUCCAACCUAUAUAUGAAGGUCACGGUGAACUCCGACGCGGAGACCAUCGGGAUCCUUUUCAAGUGUGGGCAGAGCAGUACUCCGUAUAACCACAUAUUCAAGUUGGAGUCCGACGAUGAGCCAAGUGAUCUGAUCUUGAAAGAUUAUAUCGACAAUACUUCCGUUUACAGGAAUAUGCUGAAUGAAUUCCGCCGCCGCUGUCCCCAGUUUGGUAACAGAGCCCCUAUCAAGCCGGACUUGGGAUGGUUUACGAUUCGCGAAGGGUCUCCCCGAUCAUUAAAGGUAGAGAUCUCUGGUGUCGACGUGAAGUUGAUCAAGAAUUCUGCUCUAGAAAAGAUUGAGCUCUUUGACGUUGAUGUUUAA